AUGUCUCCUGGAAAUUUAUUGCAGGAAAACAGAACCCAUGACUGCGCUUCAAGAGGUAUACCUACGCUAAAACUGAAACAACACGCUCUCUGGUGGCAUGGACCAACUUGGCUUCAUGAACCAGAAUCCUCUUGGCCCACUCUGGAGCCUCCAACCCACAACGCAACGCAUCGAGAAGAACGCCAAGGUCUGACACUAGUAACUUGGAAAGCAGAAAAUUGCCUGCUCCAACAAUUACUGUCACAUUACACGCAGCUGUUUCCAUUGCUACGGAAACUCAGCAUCUGGCAUCGUACCAUCGACCGCUUCAAAAGAGUUCCACAAUCUUCACUGGCCUACCCGCUUACUCCAUCAGACCUGGAGCGCGCUAAAUUGACCUUGAUAAAGUUCACUCAAGGACAAUACUUCGCUAGAGAGAUUCACACGCUACAAGAUGGUGAUGGUCUGCCUAAAAAUAACAGCAUCACUAAGCUGACUCCGUUCAUUGACCAUCAGGGGGUCCUGAGAGUCGGUGGCCGCUUGAAAAACGCAUUGCUGGACCCAGAAGAGAGGCAUCCAGUGAUUCUACCGCGACAAUCACCGCUUACAUCAAUUUUGAUUGAUGAUUCGCACCGCAAAAUGCUUCACGGAGGUACUCAGCUUAUGCUCGCUGACUUACGCAAGAGUGUCUGGAUCAUUGGAGGCCGUGUCCCAGUCAGAUCAUUUAUUUUACGCUGCGUUAUCUGCACGAGACAUCGUGGAGAACGCGCUCAACAGUUGAUGGGUCAACUACCCGCCGCACGAGUACAGCCAACUCGAGCAUUCUUGCAUACAGGACUCGACUACGCUGGACCUAUCACGCUGAAAACGUUUCAAGGACGUGGAGCAAAAACAUACAAAGGCUGGAUUGCAGUCUUUGUAUGCAUGUUCAGAGCAGAUAAAGAGCUGAAACGACUAUUCGCUGCAGGAUCCCGCACAUUACGAGAAUUAUCAACCUUGAUCGCUCAAGAUGGCACGAACUGGAAAUUCAAUCCGCCUGGAGCUCCACAUUUUGGAGGAAAAUGGGAAGCCGCUGUGAAAUCUAUCAAAUUUCACCUUCGAAGAACAAUCGGAGACUCGCUGUUGACGCUUGAGCAAUAUUCAACGCUACUGGCUCAAAUUAAAGCCAUAUUGAAUUCCAGACCGCUCACACCGCUGAAUGAAGAUCCUGCUGACCUGGCUGUACUGACUCCAGGUCACUUGUUAAUCGGACAGUCACUGACCGCUAUCCCAGAUCCAUCGCUGACAGAUUUACAACCUGCUCGGCUCUCGCACUGGGAACAAGUCCAGCAAAUGGUUCAACAUUUCUGGAAAUGCUACUACCAGGACUGCAUCCACCGCUACCAGGCCUUUUCAAAGUGGCAUCAUCGACGCAACCAGAUCAAGGUGGGUUCAGUAGUACUGAUCACCACUGAGGAUCUCCCGCCAACCAAGUGGCCAUUAGCCAAAGUAAUUGCUGUCCAUCCAGGUGAAGAUGGACAAAUCCGCGUGGUAACUGUUAAGACAGUUAACACAGAGCUGAUACGUCCAAUUACAAAGCUCUGUGUCCUGCCGCUAACGCAUGAAGAAGAUGAUCUUGUCGACGCAGCCGCCAACCCGGGGGAGAAUGUUCGGUGA
Molecule: messenger RNA, 1635 nt
Organism: Cotesia glomerata
Lineage: Eukaryota; Metazoa; Arthropoda; Insecta; Hymenoptera; Braconidae
Exons: 2
Coding region: 1-1635 (544 amino acids)
Molecular function (GO): nucleic acid binding
Source: RefSeq, a predicted model, not a curated record